Messenger RNA from Hermetia illucens (black soldier fly), 1011 nucleotides. It is a transcript of the gene tap, whose product is annotated as basic helix-loop-helix neural transcription factor TAP. Gene Ontology annotation, molecular function: protein dimerization activity. The transcript has a single exon. NCBI's taxonomy places the organism in Eukaryota, Metazoa, Arthropoda, Insecta, Diptera, Stratiomyidae. The record is from RefSeq and is a predicted model, not a curated record. The coding region runs from base 1 to 1011 and encodes 336 amino acids.
AUGUCCUCAAGUUAUAGCAGUUUAGAUGAUGGAUCAUUCGAGUUCCAUGAUGAUUCGUCCUUUGAUAGUGGAUUCGAGAAGACAUUCGAAACGGAAUUCAAUUAUACUCCAAGGAAGCUCUUCUUCGACGAAAUACAAUAUGACCAGACCAAACUAAGUCCGCAAAGUACCCAUACUAAAAGUUCAUCUGCAGAGGAAGCUUUUGCACCUAAAAUCGGCGUACAGACAUCAACUCCAAAGAAAACAGAAGCGAAACCUAAACGAAAAUAUGCUGUCGGUCAGAACCGGAUGACGCGGGCUCGAAGCCCAACACAAAUCUUAAGAAUAAAGAAACACAGACGAAUGAAAGCGAACGAUCGUGAACGAAAUCGAAUGCAUACAUUGAAUGAAGCAUUAGAGCGACUGCGGUUGGCCUUACCAACUUUACCAGAAGACACAAAGCUGACAAAAAUUGAAACCCUAAGGUUCGCGCAUAACUACAUAUUCGCCUUGGAGCAAGUCUUAGAAAGUGGCGGCUCAAUACAUCUGGAUCUAGAAAAACUACAAAGUGUCACCCUUAGUGGAGAACGAUUUACGAAAGAGUUGUUUGAUGCGGUUUUCUUAAACCCGAAUCCUUAUCAUCCAAUGGGGCCUGAAUUUUCUUCAGGCGAUUUAUAUAGUAGUAUGAGACAAUACGGGAUAACGAUGCAAGAGUCAGCUACCCCAAAUGUUAAUUUCAACCAUCAGAACUAUCAGCUUUAUAAAAGUACCUUCGAAGCAGCUUUAAAUUCAGGAUAUACACCAUCGCAAACAAGCAGCGGAUACCACGGACAUCCAGCUGUAAAUAGGACCAGUGGGAACUACCAUCAGCAACAUCAUCUUCCUAGCCAAUACUCAACAGGAGAAACAACUCCAAAAGCCCAACAACCGUUGGGAUAUCAUCAGAAUAGCAGCUUUUAUACACAGACGCCACCCUGGAAGGAUUUUAACGAACAAAUGGUUAAUACCUACGAUCAAUAUCAUCACUUUUAG